This is a messenger RNA of Arabis nemorensis, 687 nucleotides long. The record is from the annotation of a GenBank genome assembly. Lineage: Eukaryota; Viridiplantae; Streptophyta; Magnoliopsida; Brassicales; Brassicaceae.
AUGGAAGAUACGAUCUCAAACCCAAGCAUGGAACCACUCUUAUUCUCUGUUGAUCCAAUGUCUCUCCUUCUCUCUCAAAACUCCGAUAACAGUCUCUGCAGAUUCGAGAGAGGACCCAGAUAUGGCGAAUACGCGAGAUUACGUGAAUCAAAGCUUCGAAUGAAACGGGACUUCGAGAGGAUUCUUAAGGAAGAAGAAGAGAGGUUCUUCGGUGGAGAUAAACCGAGGAAGAAACCAGCGACGAGAUUCGGUCAAGAAGAAGAAGCAAUUAGGGUUUCGACGAGAUUUGGGUUUAAUCCGAAUCCGAAUCGACGGAAAUCAAUAUCGUCGUCGUCUUCUUUGGCCCAAUCUGUACCUGAUUUCUCAUCCAUGAUUCGGAAGGAAAAUCGCCGGCCGGUUAAUUCGAACUUGAUUCCUCGGAGAACAGAGCUUACUCCACCGCCGAGUAAGAGCAGAAACGCCCUUUUCGCCGGAUCUGCGUCUUCCACGAGAGGAAGCAUAUCGGCGAGUGCAGGAGAGAAGAAGAGCAAAGGGGUGAUGGGUAUGGCGCGUAAAAGCUACGCGACGGUCGAAGAUCUCAAAAAAAUCUCCAUGGCUGCUGCUUCCGCCAUUAUCGGCGGUGGAGGAGGAGGGAGAAAAUCAAUCGGCGGUGGUCGGAGUGUUCUCGGUUACAGACAAAUUUACUGA